CAUGAGAUUGCCACCAGCUGUGUUCUUCUUCCUGCUCUCCCUUCCCCUUCAUCUUCUUCCUCUAAAUCCCAUGCUUGCAGCAGAUCUCAAUCACGAAAAACAAAACGAUAAAGCAGCCAUGGAGGCAAAUUGGUUCUCGAUCUCAACUGAAUCAGGAGGUAAGCACGAAAUUGAAGUAGUAAAAAAGCGCAGUGGUGGCGCAGCUGCCUCCGCCCGCGGUGGAGGAGGAGGGGACGCGCCUUCUGUUACCGCCAACGGAGGAGGUGAUGGUGGUGGUGGGGAUAUUGGCAGUGGAUCAGGAGGACAGAUUCCAGUUUAUACACCCGGUGCCGUGAACAAUAACCGUGUCCACCGUCGCAAUGUGUCUAACAGUGGCACCAUUAGCCGUGUUGGCUCAAGUUGCUUGGCUUUAAUAUUCUUUACUUGUGUUCCUCUGUUCACUGUAUAAAAAAUUUUAUG
Molecule: messenger RNA, 459 nt
Organism: Hibiscus syriacus
Lineage: Eukaryota; Viridiplantae; Streptophyta; Magnoliopsida; Malvales; Malvaceae
Exons: 2
Coding region: 2-448 (148 amino acids)
Source: RefSeq, a predicted model, not a curated record